Molecule: messenger RNA, 600 nt
Organism: Symbiodinium sp. CCMP2592
Lineage: Eukaryota; Dinophyceae; Suessiales; Symbiodiniaceae
Source: the annotation of a GenBank genome assembly
AUGGAUCUUCCGUCUGUGGUUGGACCAUCGCCGGCACGCGGUCUUGGACAACCUGCCGGCACGGCUAGGCUGGCGGCCGCGAAUGUGGGGUCGAAGCCCGUGCAAAGAGCUCUGGACGCGCAGUCCGUGCUUGGACCUCCACCGUCGCGUGGAGUCAAGCUGCCCACGAGUCCGGGGGUGAAGCCGGCAAAUCCUGGCCGACAAUCCGCGGAAAUCAAUGACAGACGGAGGCCAUCAAGUCCUGGCCGAAAAUCCGAGCGGGCCAAUGACAGACGGCUCGUCAAAAUGCACGUGCCGAGUGCAAGGCCUUUUCAGGCAGAUGUGCUUCAGAGGUUGUCUACUGCCUCGACAGCAGCUCCAUGGAGUGACUGUGGAAAUGAUCUGGCAUUCGGUGCAGACGUGAUGGCAGGACUUUGCUCUACUACGUAUCCUGGCUUCAUGCUUGCGUUUUUACACGUGGCCGACGCCUGUGCUCUUCGGGCGUCUUGUUGUCACAUGUCUCGCCGCGAGGAUUUUGUCCUAUACCUCCGCAAGGAAGCAUCUCUCAAAAGGCAAGACUUUCUGCUCAGUUUGCACUUGGUCUUCGUUUGCGCACGUUGA